GUUUUGCGUCGCGUGCAUGCAGUGAUACCGCACAUCCAUCCGGAUGAAGCUGCACAAACACAUCUGAUGAGACAUAAACGCUAAUUUAACGCAGUGCUCAUUUUUCCCCGAGCCAUUCACUGUGGUUUUAUAUAAUCAUGCCUGCGCUCGGCGGCAUGAAACCAGCAUUUGAUUGUGAAAUCACGCCAUAUAUAUAUAUAUAUUUGUGUAGCAGACUGAAGUCCUGGAACGCUUGAGUGCGGGGGUGUCUGUCUGUCCCUUCACUGCAGUCACACAUCUGACCAGCAAAUGCAUGCCUCACACUGCAAACAACACUCAGGAUGAGAAAUACAUGGCUUUGGAAAUGUUAUUUGACUUGUUUACAGGGGGUGGAAGAUGGAAGCGUUGGAAAAAUGGAGCAGAGACAUCAUGGCACCUCAUCAGCUGGAUAAGAAAGCGCAGUCCAAACAAAAUGGCAUGAUUGCAAAAAAUCUGCUCAACUCUCUCAAGAUUCGCAAUCGUUUGCAGCUCCAGCCAAUUUCUCGUUCAGCAUGUGCCACUGGCUCUUGUCCCGAUCUGAUGAGUAGGAACGAGCAGCCUGACUCCCGGCCGCUUGCCAUGGCCCUGACGCCCCAGCUACCCCCCAGGACCCAUCGGCCCCUGUGUCUCUCAGUGUCCUCUGACAGCAAUGGACGCUUCAAAGCUCUGGAGACCCAGGAAUGGAAGAACAACCUCAAAGCUCAGAUGGAGCAGGCCCAUAGUGCUGGAGCAGCCAGCAGCACAGGUUCCCUGGAAAGAGCGUCUCUCUUUUGCGCUUCUGGCUCCACCACCAGCUCCAGUCCGGUGGAGCACCUCACCAAGAGCAAGUCCUCUAGUCGCUUUUCACUCUUCUCCCCACCUUGGAACAGCAGCUCUGAGUCUGACUCCAAUCCACCUUCCCGCUCUGGAUCUAAGAAAAUGCGCAACUACAGUCGCAGAGCUGGUCCCGGCAGUGCUAAAACGGGCCCAGAGACUCCAGAACCCAAGCAGAGCGUCCCUGAGCACUUCCAGUACUCAGAACCGGUCAUAUCGAAGGUUACAGACUACAUUUAUGUGGGAAACCUGAACGCGGCUUAUAGCGGACGUACGUUGUGCCGCAAUAAUAUCGACAGUAUCAUCGACAUGAGCAGCUUGCCCGGGGAGACUUGUUUGAGAGUCAUUCCUUGCACUUGUUCAAGGGGCGUCAAGCAUAGUUGGUCUCGGCUCAAAGUGGACAUAAGUGACCUUCCGGACACAGUCCAAGAAGGGCUGGCACUCAAGCAUCGCUGCUUCGAUCACAUCAAUGAGUGUAUCGAUGCCUCCACGGAGAAGAGGAAGCGAGUGCUGGUGCAUUGUCGUGAUGGUUUUUCCCUCGCCCCCACUUGCAUUAUUCAGUACCUUAUGGUCAAACAAAAUAUGAGGCUUAUUGCCGCCUACGAGCUGCUCAGAGCCAAACACCCGGUCAACAUUCGCGAGUCCCAUCAGAAUGUUCUGGUAAGUCUCGAAAGAGCUCUGAGACCGGGUGGGAACACGGACCCAGAGUGCUUUAAACAGGCCAUCUCUCGAAAAGUGGCUUGGACCUGAUAGCGAACCUUGGGGAGCCUCACUUUUAUUUGAGCGUUUUGUAGUUUGUGCAUUUAUUUUAAACAUUAUUUCCUCUGUUAACAGUGAAAGGCAGUUUUUUUUGUUUGUUUUAACUGAGCUGGAUGUCAUGGUGUGAGUACUAACUGUGAAAAUUUACUUUAAGUUGUUCAGUGUACAUUUUAGCAAAACAAAGAGAAUUUGAGUCAUUCGUUUUGCUUCUGGCUAAACGAAACAAGAACAAACAUGCUUUGUGCAGCUGCUAAUCAAUGAGAUUUGUCUGGGAAUAUAUCUCCUGUUUAUUCUUCUUCACAUGGGUACAUAGCCAUGCUGUGCAGGUUUAUGCUGAGGAAGAAGUUAGUGGGAGCUCUCAGGAGACGAAACGAUGUCAUAUAUGGCUGCAAACACCACUACUGAGGCUGAAACGCCAAACUGGAGUACUAUAUCAACUAAACAUCUCAAGCACUCGGAGGACAAAUUGAGGACUAAACAUGAUUAAUCACUGAAUCUGGCAGUACAUAGCAUAACCUUUGUUGGCCUCCUUAUUCAUUUGACAGUUGGUUGAUAUUUCUCUGUGUUUAACCAGGGUCGAAAGAUGCACAGUAAGAGUAGUCCUCUAUGAGGAGACAUUUAAUUUACUAGGUUAAGUGUCUUUUAUUAAAUGUGUAAUAUUCAACAUGUUUGAUCAAAUAAUUCAGUGCUUGGAAACAAUGUGAAUUUUGUGAUCGUGUAAAGCAUUGGAACUGGCCCAAUUUAUACCUUUUAUGGAGUGUUGGUAUUUGGAAAAUGAAUUAAACCGAGUUGUGGAGCAAUGCUCAAUUGCAAAGGCCUGAUAUUGCACUAACCACAAGGAAAUGCACAAGUUUUGCUGAAACGUGGCUUAGUUUGAUUUAAUGUUGCGCAGUGAAUAUAGAUCAGAAUAUUUUUAUUACGAUAAUGUUUAUGCUUAGCUAUAAUAAUUGUUGUUCCAUGGUUUCUAUUGUAUUUUGAUUUAGCCAUUUAGAAAAAUGUAACAACCCUGACAGCAAAUGUACGUCACUGAGACAUCUUGAAUGUGUGCAUUUUCAUUUACUGCUAGUUUGCAGUGUUUUUAAAAAUUUUUUUUUACAUAUUCCCUUUCAGAUAUACACCUAGUUUGCAAUGAAAGCGACCAAUGCAACCAAGAUAGAUAGCUGUCAUUAUAAUCUAUGGAUAUAUUGUUGAUUAUAAUGUGAUCAAUCUAGUUUUGUCGCUUUGCAACACGUUGCUUGCUUCUAGUGUAGAUUGGAACGUUUUCGGCAACAUUUAUGUUUUCAAGUUUAUAGUAAUCUGCUGUUGUUCUGACGUCUGCACACAAAUAUAAUGUGUCUUGGUGACGUACAUGUGCUUAAGGGGAAAUAUAUUUCACAUGGCUUAUGCUCGUCAGCAGUGAUUCUUCUAUUUUGAUAUUUAGUGCGCAGUUUGGUGAAGAAAGACCCUCCUAAGUUUUGGUGCCUUUUGUUUGAACUCGUCCAGUGUGAUUAUUGUGACAUUCACACGCGCACACUGUAUGCACUCAUCAGGUAUAGACAAAAUGUUGUCCUUAUUCUUUGACAUGUUCAGGAAAUGCUCCAUGUUGGUGUAAUUUUGUGAUGUAUGGCAGAGAUCAGUUUCAUCUGAUUACGCUGUUGUAAAGGUUUCAUAGCAGUGCUCACAGUGAACAGUGCCUGUACUUCAAUCAGUGUGGUGGUGACGUCAAUCAGUGUGAUCAUUACCUUCUUCUACAGGCCUGCAAUUUGCUUCUGACAUUAGCAAAGCUGUAUUUAGAUUCAAAUGGAACAUUAACUGUUGCUUUAUUCUUAUUCAUUAGCCUAUUUAAAUCUAUAUUUUUGGAUGGUUGAUCUCGCCCUGUAAACGUCUAACAACAUGAACUCUCAGGUUAACUUUAUUGGCCUAGAAAACAUUCUCAAUGCGUUAGAAACCAGAAUAAUGUGAGGCAAUGUAUUUUCUGUAUCACGUUUUUGAAGAAAAUGCAUUUGUACAUGUUGAUAUUAAAGAGAAUCUGAU
This is a messenger RNA of Sinocyclocheilus rhinocerous, 3603 nucleotides long. RefSeq lists its product as uncharacterized. Gene Ontology annotation, biological process: negative regulation of MAPK cascade; peptidyl-tyrosine dephosphorylation. Gene Ontology annotation, cellular component: cytosol; cytoplasm. Lineage: Eukaryota; Metazoa; Chordata; Actinopteri; Cypriniformes; Cyprinidae. Gene Ontology annotation, molecular function: protein tyrosine/threonine phosphatase activity; MAP kinase tyrosine/serine/threonine phosphatase activity; MAP kinase tyrosine phosphatase activity. The transcript is spliced from 4 exons. The record is from RefSeq and is a predicted model, not a curated record. Bases 376 to 1581 code for a protein of 401 amino acids.